GAUGAAUACGACGCAGGGGUUGCUCAAUCACCUUUAUUACUUUUGGCCAUUUUUGCAAUUGCUUCUAAAUAUUCACCUGACCCAAUGUGUCGGUCGGUCCCUAUGCGUGCUCAGACUGCAGGUGAAGAUUACUGUAAGACUGCAUGCCGGUUGAUUGAUGAGUUCAUGGAUUAUCCCAGAUUAUCAACUAUUCAGGCAUUACUCAUUCUGGGAAAGCAUCUAGAAGAAUCCAAAAACCAGAGAGUGUUUUCGAAGAGCUUUAUGUACAUUGGGAUGGCGGUUCGGAUGGCCAUGGAUAUGGGUCUGAACAGGGAUUGUUCUGGUUGGGGGCUUGAUCCAAUCCAGGAAGAAUAUCGGAACCGGAUCUGGUGGUUCCUAUAUGUCUAUGAUCGGCUACAGGGAGCUACUUACGGACGGCCGUACCUGAUUCAAGAUCAAGAC
Lobosporangium transversale is the source of this 441-nucleotide messenger RNA. Its product is annotated as transcription factor domain-containing protein. The record is from RefSeq and is a predicted model, not a curated record. The transcript has a single exon. Gene Ontology annotation, molecular function: DNA binding; zinc ion binding. Gene Ontology annotation, biological process: DNA-templated transcription. The annotation marks the transcript as partial. NCBI's taxonomy places the organism in Eukaryota, Fungi, Mortierellomycota, Mortierellomycetes, Mortierellales, Mortierellaceae.